Molecule: messenger RNA, 3272 nt
Organism: Aplysia californica (California sea hare)
Lineage: Eukaryota; Metazoa; Mollusca; Gastropoda; Aplysiida; Aplysiidae
Product: nose resistant to fluoxetine protein 6-like
Exons: 3
Coding region: 651-3272 (873 amino acids)
Molecular function (GO): acyltransferase activity, transferring groups other than amino-acyl groups
Source: RefSeq, a predicted model, not a curated record
UCUGUGUGAUGUACAUGUACUUGUUCUGUAUGUUCACAUGUUAUCUGUGUGAUGUACAUGUUCUGCAUGUUCACAUGUUAUCUGUGUGAUGCCAGUCUCACUUUUACAAUAAAAGAAAGCCCAACACAGCAAAAACAAGUCGUUUUUUAUUUUAAAUACAAAAUCACAUAACUUAUUCCAUGUUAUAUUCGAUCUUCUUUGCAAUACACAUUCUUCUCUUAUAUAAUAAUUUCCCCUUUAAUAAACCUUAUUACUGUCACUAACUACUAACAUGCACUAAAAGCUUUGAAAGCUGUGAUUAUUUAUUUGGUGUCUAUUGUUAUCAGUGAAGCUGAGGGCUCCAUAAAUAGCUUGAACAAAUGUCCCUUUUGUCUUCAUGUCCCGUAAAGAAUCAUUAAUUGCUUGUAGUAGGAGGGGAGUACUUUACGUCGCAUUUCUUUCUCAUUGUUGACUUCUACACGACUUCGGUCUAUCCCCAUAUCAUCCCCAUCCCUCUCGGCGUGAUGAAAUAAUCUUUAUUAUGCUUACUCAAAACAAAUGAACGGCGAUUGAAUCUAACUAACUCGUGUUGAUUACUUUUUUUCUCAUCUCCACAGAACCCUACGGCCUCUCGUCUGACUACAAAACGUUACUUCUAAUACUGGCCAAAUAUGAAGACUAUAGCAGGCAUCCUAUUAGCUUUCUUGGCCGUGCAGACUGUUGUUCAAGAUGUACAGUGCCAGGCCAUUUUCGAAAAGCAGUUGGUCCAACUCAAGCGAUUGAGAGAGCAAGCAGAGACCCACAGAGCCACUUUCCGAGCAUGGAAAACCAAGUAUGAUUCUCUUGACAUUUCUCGAAAAGAUUUCCUUAAGGGCGCCAAAGAAAGAAUUUCCACGGAACUGAGACGUAUUGAAGAGGACAAUGCCAAAUCUUUGCCAACUGAACAAAAUGCUUAUUCAGUUCUCCGUUUCAACACCGAAGACGCACAACGCCACAAGAAGACUGAGAAUGAUAGACUCUCAAACAGCACGCUGCACAGUUCUGGGUUACGUCAGUGUUUUAGAGACUCCAAAGCCCUCCUGACAGAGGCUGCAAAGUUUACAUCAUGGGCAUUGGAAAUGCUGGACUCCAAUGGCCGUCCUGGGCCAGGUUUCUUCGAAUAUCGGACCAUGUGGCCAGGGUCCUUUGACGAGUGUGUUGCUGUGAGAGCGGAGUACGAACAAAGGCCAAAAAAACUUCGCACUUUCAGGGGGCGCUAUUGUAACGCCUUUGGCGAUAUUAUCAUACCAGGCCUGCUUGCGCUCCCUUCCGAUGUGUGGGGUUUGUGUUUGCCGGAUUCAUGUAACAGCACGGAAGCCUUUAUACUUGUCUAUUCUCUUUUGAAGCAGUUCAACAUUUCAGAGUACAGACUGAGACUCAUAGACUGUCACGAACCUAUUGAAAUGCCAGCAAAAACAAUUGCAGUGAUUUCCCUAGUUUUAUUGCUUGUUGCCCUUGUCACAGUUGCCACAGCAGUGGAUCUCCUUCUUAUUCAAUGGCCAAAGUGGAAAACGCAAGAACAGUCAGAGACUCACACACAGGAAAACGGACACAACAACAUCGUCUACGAAAACGGUAGCCAUGAGCUGACGACUAUACUCGGGGUCAAUUCGGACAUCAGUGAAUACAAGCCCGGACUCCCUGUGAGACUUUUGCUUACUUUUUCAGCUUGGACAAACGGGGAGAUGAUCUGUGCUACCAGUCAGCACAAAGACGCCUUAGGAUGUCUCAACGGGAUACGCGUGAUCAGCAUGUCCUGGGUGAUUCUGGGUCACAGCAUCUUCUUCAUGCUCAUCUCUACCGACAACAUACUCUCAGCCGUCAUGACUUUUAUGGACCGCUGGACGUUUCAGGCAAUCAUUAACGCAACAUUUUGCGUUGAUUCGUUUUUCGUACUCAGCGGUUUGCUUGUAUCGUACCCAACUCUCUCUGUGAUGAAAAGCACAGAGGGAAAAAUUAGCUGGUUCUCGUUUUACUUCCACCGCUAUCUACGCCUCACGCCUGCCUACAUGCUGUGCCUAGCCGUGUACGUGACCACCUUGCCUUUCUGGAUGGACGGCCCGUUUUACCCUCGGCGGGGAAUCAACAAUAAUUUCUGCGAGACUACUUGGUGGAAGAACUUACUUUACAUUCAGAAUUUCUUCCAUGACGAUACCAUGUGCUUCUCGUGGAGCUGGUACCUGUCCGCUGAUAUGUGCUUCUACGUUCUCAGCCCUCUCAUGAUCGCGCCCCUGCACUUUCGCCCAGUGAUAGGGUUCAUAAUCAUCGGUCUCUUUUUCCUUGCUACGACAGUCACGCCGUUUGUCCUGACAAUGCUUCAUUACUUUGGGCCUGGAGUUGGGGACGUUGCUGGACAUGUGGAAGAAGGGGACAGAGUCUACGAUUUGUACUUCGCACCUUACUGCAGGAUGGGUCCCUAUCUAGAGGGUAUCCUCCUCGGCUACGUGUUGAACCGCACAAAAUGGCCCAUACGCAUAUCUCGUGUUGCAAACAUCACCGGAUGGUGUGUAGCUACGGCCACUGCUCUGGCGGUGCUGUAUGGACUAUUUGAGUACGGCAACGGGAAGGACAUUGACCUGGUUCUCUCCGCCUUUUACAACGGCCUGAGCCGCAGCGCCUGGGGUCUGUGCGUGGCUUGGGUCAUCUUCAGUUGUGUCUCGGGCAAGGGCGGACUCAUCAACUCUUUCCUCUCCAUGCCCGUGUGGAUUCCGCUGGGUCGGCUCACCUACACUGUGUUCCUAAUUCACCCUAUCCUCACCAUGACCUGGGCGUUUGCAAGACGUACUCCCUACUAUCUCGAUGACUUGAGUAUAAUUAUGGUCUACUUAGCUUGUCUCCUGGCGGCCUAUUCUGUCGGCUUUAUUGUGUCUCUAGUGUUUGAAGCACCGUUUAUGGGCUUGGAAAAAAUUCUUAAAAAAGAAAAGUUUCCCCUGUACAUAGAAAGCGCGGUCCACUUUGAGGACAAAGACUCCACGAAAGGCUGCUACAGACGUCGAGAUGGAGAUGACGAUCCUCGUUGGCCUUGUGAAAGUACAAAGGUACAGGCCAAGGCCGUACAGAGGCACACAAUUGGUCGCUUUUUGGAGAAGGUUAAGGAUGUCAGUUGUGACCCAGGGCUUAUUGACUCGUCGGUGUUUUCCGAGGAUCUGACUGGCUGUUUCAGUCACUGCUGUAUUGAAGGUGUUGAUCCACGUGUCCAUGUCUGUAUCAUUAUUGUUACCAGCAUCAAUGACAGUGACAAUGAACUUUUCUAG